AUGUUAGGCCUCCGGGCUGGGGCUUGGUUCAACUUCAUUUUUGGAAGGCAGUAUGCUGGCAUACCACGAGAAAUCGACGCCGCCCAUUCGGUCUCACUUGUCGAGAGAAACCCGGUAGUUAUUACUGAAACCGUGAUGGACACUCACACCGUUGCUGUCCCCAAGACAACAACUGUUGAGGUUACAUAUCAUGUUCCACUCAACACUUCCACGAGCGCCACGAGCGCCACGAUACCUUUUGCUUCGACAGCGAUAUCGAACUCUACGUCCGCGAUCAAUCCAUCGCUACUCCUAAGCGACGGCCAGCAAUUUCCUACCAGCGCGGCUGAAGAGGAUAUUUUGCCGGAGACGAGCGACGCAAACGAGACGACAGCGCCUACGGAAACAGCUGCCCAGCCGACGACUCAAGAGGCUCCUCUGGAAACACCGGACGAGGCUCGGCUGGAGGAUGGACGGAAUACGGAGGACGCACAGUAUCCUACGUCCGAAGUUCUCCUAUUUGACAGCGCAUCACUGACUUGGACUGGUCCGGCUGGUAUUUCGUCGACAACACGCCAGACUAGAUCGGGAGCCACGACUGCCGCUUCUGCUCCCGAGUCUACUCAAGCUUCCGAUGGCAUCGUUCCCGAUGACAAUGAGACGGGCAUCACUGAUCCUCGACCAUCUUUGACAACGUCAACCCUACCUGGCGGUCUUAUCACCACCGUCGGGCUUGAUGCCACUGCUGGGUCCGACAAGGCUUCGGAGACUGACGAUGGUGCUGGCAUUAUCAGCCAGGAAUCCAACGAAACCAAAUCGACACCAGUCAUUGUGGGAAGCAUUAUCGGCUCCUUUAUGGGACUGUCAAUGCUAGUGUUUCUUUUGUGGUUCGUGAAGAGACGCUCUUCACGGAAACGCAGAAGCACACUCCUGACUCCCCUUGGCCUGCCUCUGCCACCGAGCGGACCUAGCAGCAGUGACGGUGAGACAUAUGAGACUAAUAACCACUCACUAGGUCCGACUCCUCGUUCCACUAAGGUGGCGGCUGCUGUGACCGUUAAUGCUAAUAAGUUCGGUCGAGCGCUCCGACUAUCAACCAGCGGCUCACCCCAUGUCAACAUGAACCGAGGAAACUCGCAGUUCCUCGAAUCUACUCCACCCCAUAGCCGUCCAUCUAUGGGACAGUACCACAACCGGGCGAGCUCGUCGCCCGAGGUGGUGCAGGGAUGGUGGUCACGACUCAUUCCAGAAUCGAGCGCCGAGCAGCCUUCCACCCAGGACAUGGCGGAAAAGGGGCGGGAGACGACACGAUCGUCCAGCCCAAACCCCCUUUCUGAUGCUAAUGCGAUACCCAUGCCCCGAGGCAUCCCCUAUUCAGAUGGCAACAACAUGUCUCAAGGCUCGCUCGUUCCUCCUCCUUUGGCUCCCGGUCGACAACAGCGGCCUCCACGACCGCCGCGAUCCGACGACCCGUUCGCUGACUCGGACUCGAUUACAUCACAAGGUGCUGUCCGGCUCACUCCCACGACCUAUGUGGCUGAUGUUCAGGAAUCUCGGGGCCCGUCCAUGUAUCGCAACCUCACUCCCCAGGCGCCUGGAAAAGCGGACCUUGCGCCGCCCAUGAAACAAGCAUGGCGCGACAGCAUCCACUCCAACCCCUUUGAUCUGGAGCUCGAUGGUCGACAUGUUCCUAGCGCGAGCAACAUUUAUUCCGUGUCGCGCUACACCGCCGCCAGUUCCUUCCACAGCAUGCCAAAGCGCACGACAACACACUCCCGCAGUGAGAGCUUCAAUACACGAGCGGGGUCAGCAUGA
Fusarium redolens is the source of this 1794-nucleotide messenger RNA. RefSeq lists its product as uncharacterized. The record is from RefSeq and is a predicted model, not a curated record. The transcript has a single exon. Lineage: Eukaryota; Fungi; Ascomycota; Sordariomycetes; Hypocreales; Nectriaceae. Bases 1 to 1794 code for a protein of 597 amino acids.